AUGGGAAGCAACGCCUACAUCGUCAAGUAUCUGCUCAUGCUGGCGGUGGUUCCUGUUUCCGUCGCGAUGCGCAUCCUCGGAGCGUUCGCGUGCAGAUUCGUUGCUGAGCUGCGCGGGGCCGCGCACUUCAACUGGCCGGCCCUGCUGAACUCGAUGGGGUGGGCCCUGCUGGCGCGCACCUCGGCCAUCUACUUUGAGGGCGGCGAACGUGCGUCAAUCAUGGCGGUGAUCGUGCUCGCUGUCAUGAGUUGCCCUGUGUUUUUCCUCGCGCUCAUUCUGUGGAUCAGCACCGACUGCGCGCGGCUCUCGGUCAAUCAUGGGGUUCGGUUCGCUGUCGCGGCUCGCUUCCUGACGCUCAAGGUUCGGCGUGAGCACCUCCUGUUCGCUUUCGCGCGGAACUGCGGGGGCUUCCUGAUAUCGCUGUUGCCGAUCCUCGCCAGCGGUGAGUAUCAGAUCCAGGUCGGCCUGCUCAUGGCAACAUUCACCUGCCGGUUGUGCUUGCAGACCUAUUAUAACUGCUGGCGGUUCAGGGUGUUCAACAUCGUGGGCCCCGUCAUGUGUGUGUGUGGGCGCGCGAUGUUGCUGCUCUUCGGGUUCGCGAUGCACGUUGCCAAAAGGCAGAGCAGCGUCAGCGAAACUUCCAUCGGCGUCUAUAUUGUGCUCGUUGAUGUUAUCACCUUGUUGGUCUUGAUCGCAGCGGCAGGGUGCAGUCUUGCGUCGCAUCUGUUCAGCAAUGCGAGCGACAGC
Messenger RNA from Prorocentrum cordatum, 747 nucleotides. The record is from the annotation of a GenBank genome assembly. NCBI's taxonomy places the organism in Eukaryota, Dinophyceae, Prorocentrales, Prorocentraceae.